GAGGCACACACCUCAGACCUCCUCACUCACCCAUACCAUCCUUGCCGUAUGACUUAGCUGCAAUUUCCCCCCCCUCCUUCUCUCUCCGUGGCCGCUUCCGACCUGGGCCGCGUUUACUGCUCGAAGUGCGAUUUCGUUGGCAUCAAUAUGUCGGAUCCCAGCUCGCGGCGCGAUAACGGCCAACACCGCUCGUGGCGGGCCCAAUUUGUCAACUUCUUCCGUGGACCUUCGUCAAGCAGCCCCCAGACAGAACCAGUCCCGGAGACCCUAGAACCCAGCGACAGAACCCACUUGUUAAAAUUGGAUAAUGAAGAGGGUCCUGCGUAUGGCGCCAGAGACUCCUGUAGCCAACCGCCCAUAGGGCGGGAAGGAAAUCACCAAUGGGGCCCAUACUCGAUGCCGGGGACUGAUGAGCAGACUGCUAUCCCAGGCGACCAUGACGGAACACAUUUUGUACAGGGGCCAGAGAACAUGCCCAGGCUAGGGCCAACCAUCACAUGGCCCGUCGAGAACCAUAAAUCCCUAUAUAUAUCCUACUACAUUCCCUUCUUCAACUGGAUACCCCAGUAUCGUUGGUCCUUCUUCCGGGGCGACUUGAUUGCAGCUUUGACAAUCGCAUCGAUCUAUAUUCCGAUGGCGCUCUCAUUAGCUUCAAACCUCGCGCAUGCACCAGCCCUCAACGGUCUUUACUCAUUCGUGUUUCACCCCUUGAUCUAUGCGAUCUUAGGAAGCAGCCCUCUCUUGGUUGUGGGUCCAGAGGCAGCUGGGUCUCUACUGACUGGCACCAUUGUCAAAUCCAGCGUCAACCUAGGUCAUUCGCGAGAGGACGACGAGGCCGCCAGCGCCAUGGUGGUGGGCAUAGCGACUGCUAUGGCGGGAGCCAUGAUAUUAAUUGCCGGGCUGACUCGGUUGGGCUUCCUGGAUAAUGUGCUCAGCAGGCCAUUUUUGAGAGGCUUCAUCACCGCGAUCGGCUUUGUUAUUUUUGUGGAUCAGCUCAUUCCAGAGGUCGGCUUGGCUGAGUUGGCCAAGGACUCUGGUGUAAGCCAUGGAAGCACGGUGGAAAAGCUGGUGUUCCUCGCGGAGAAUAUCAGGUCAUGCCACGGCCUAACGGCUGCAGUAUCCUUCGGUAGCUUCGCCAUUAUAAUGCUGUUUCGAACGAUAAAAAAGGCAUUGGAGCCACGGUACCCCCAGGUCGUGUACUUCCCCGACCGCAUCAUUGUUGUUAUUCUGUCGGCCAUUCUGACCUGGAAGCUUGGCUGGUAUGAGAAGGGGCUCGAAGUUCUCGGUCCAGUUCAAAAUACUGCGAAUGGCCUUUUCGCAUUCAGGUGGCCCUUUCAGCUCAAGCACUUGAAGCAUGUGCGUACUGGAAUGAGCACGUCUUUCAUGAUUGCGAUCCUUGGGUUCUUCGAAUCCUCCGUUGCCGCCAAGGGACUCGGGGAGAAGCGAGAUGGCGUGCAGGGCAUGUCUGUAAGCGCGAACCGGGAAAUGGUUGCUCUGGGCGUCGCCAAUGUCGUCGGGGGUUGCUUCAUGGCGCUUCCUGCGUUCGGCGGAUAUGGAAGAAGCAAGGUCAACUCUUCAACGGGCGCUCGCUCUCCUAUGAGCAGUAUUUUCCUCAGUAUCAUUACAUUCGUCUGCAUUAUGGUGCUCUUGCCAUACUUGUAUUACCUCCCGAAAGCUGUCCUAAGUUCUACGAUUUCUGUUGUCGCAUAUAGUCUUAUAGAGGAAUGUCCCCAUGACGUCGCAUUCUUUCUUCGGUUGCGCGGUUGGUCCGAACUCGCUCUUAUGCUCCUCAUCUUUGUCUCGACGAUUUUCUAUUCCUUAGAGUUGGGCAUCGCGCUGGGCAUUGGUCUCUCCAUUUUGAUUCUCAUCCGCCACUCCACCCAGCCUCGCAUUCAGAUUCUUGGGAAGUUAGCCGGUACAUCUAACCAAUUCGACAAUGCCGAACUACACGCAGAGAAUGUUGAACUCAUAGAGGGCGCGCUCAUCGUCAAGAUUCCGGAGCCGCUCACGUUCGCAAACACCGGUGAUCUCAAGAAUCGCUUGCGACGUCUAGAAUUCUACGGCUCCAACCGCGCCCACCCUUCCCUCCCGCGGUUGCGAUCGCCGGAGCAUAAUAAGAACAUCAUCUUCGACGUCCAUGGCGUCACAAGUAUCGAUGGCUCCGGGACCCAAGUCCUGUCCGAGAUUGUGAAUGAUUACAAUUAUCUGGGAGUCAAGGUUUUCUUCUGCCGUGUUCCAAAUCGCGACGUGUUCCGCAGGUUCGAAAGGAGCGGCAUAGUUGAGCGAUGCGGUGGGAUGUCUCAUUUCGUCUCCAGCGUCGACGAGGCACUUCGAUUCGCUGAAUCGGAGGUUCGCCCGUUGGAACCCUGAAGUUCAAGCUGACGUCAGGACGUCAGGACGUGUACAUGAUCUGGUUCCAUAAUACAAUAUAUAUACACUGUGCUCCGU
Molecule: messenger RNA, 2448 nt
Organism: Aspergillus heteromorphus CBS 117.55
Lineage: Eukaryota; Fungi; Ascomycota; Eurotiomycetes; Eurotiales; Aspergillaceae
Product: SulP family inorganic anion transporter
Exons: 4
Coding region: 148-2370 (740 amino acids)
Biological process (GO): transmembrane transport
Cellular component (GO): membrane
Molecular function (GO): sulfate transmembrane transporter activity
Source: RefSeq, a predicted model, not a curated record